UUCUCUCUGAAAUAACAACGCCAAACUUGUUCUGGGUCAAAGAGAAAUGGACCCCAAACAAACAACUACAGCAAAGACUACAACCACAACAACAGUAACAACAACCACAGCAAUACCAUCAACAACAAUAAAAUUACCAACAACAGAAGUACCAGCAAAGAAGACAAUAGCCACCGCAUUAGCUGAAGUAACACGGACAACGACGGCAUAUUACCACGUCCAACAUCAACAACAAUAACCAUUGUAAAGAAAACGACAACAAAACAAAAGAAGACAACAUUAAUAAGACGAUAAUGCCGACUUAUAAUUUGUUCUAUUUUAAUGGUCGUGGUCGUGCAGAAGUUUGUCGAAUUCUGUUUGCAGCCGCUGGUGUCCAUUAUACCGACCGAAGGAUUAAAAUCUCAGAAUGGAACCGUUUCAAAAACAGAACGCUGGGACCGGUGUAUUACUGCGCAAGGUGACUAUCUCGAAGAAGAUGAUGUUAAAAACUUAGAGAUGAAUUUCUCAAUACUUCCCGUUCUACAGAUUGAUGGCGAGACAGAAAUUCCUCAAAGUAUGGCCAUUGCUAGGUACCUUGCUCGGGAAUUUGGUUUCCACGGCAAGAACAAUGUCGAUAUGGCUAGAAUAGAAAGCAUCUGUGACUGUCUCAAUGAUAUCUUAGACGAUUACCUACAGUUGUACUACGAGAAAAAUUUCAGCAAGAAGGCUGCAUUGCGUGAUCAUUACAAUGACACAUGCCGCAGGAUACUCCCUUUUCUGGAGAAGACGUUGGGGCAAUACGACAAUGGCGCAAAGUAUUUCUUUGGAGAACAGAUAAUGUUGUGUGACAUGAUGUGCUAUGCCGCUUUGGAAAGUCCUAUCAAUGACAACCAGACUAUCUUGAAAGAUUACCCGAAACUCAGGAAUCUUCGACAUCGUGUUGUUUGCCAUCCCCAAAUAUCUGCUUAUAUACUGAAACGUUCAGACACGACUUUUUAAUACGUUCCAAACAGAAUCGAACAGUAUCUAUCUAUCUAUCUAUCUAUCUAUCUAUCUAUCUAUCUAUCUAUCUAUCUAUCGCUUCUGACGGACGUGCUGUCACAUCGGCUGCAGAGGUAAACGUUUUUUUUUUACCUUAUAUUGCCCACAUUUGUUUAAAAGUUU
Messenger RNA from Octopus bimaculoides (California two-spot octopus), 1143 nucleotides. Its product is annotated as S-crystallin SL11-like. Gene Ontology annotation, molecular function: glutathione transferase activity. Lineage: Eukaryota; Metazoa; Mollusca; Cephalopoda; Octopoda; Octopodidae. The record is from RefSeq and is a predicted model, not a curated record. Gene Ontology annotation, biological process: glutathione metabolic process.